This is a messenger RNA of Aspergillus pseudonomiae, 1495 nucleotides long. RefSeq names its product Chromosome segregation in meiosis protein 3. Gene Ontology annotation, biological process: DNA replication checkpoint signaling; replication fork arrest; DNA damage response. Lineage: Eukaryota; Fungi; Ascomycota; Eurotiomycetes; Eurotiales; Aspergillaceae. Gene Ontology annotation, molecular function: DNA binding. Gene Ontology annotation, cellular component: nucleus; replication fork protection complex. The transcript has 3 exons. The coding region runs from base 249 to 1103 and encodes 284 amino acids. The record is from RefSeq and is a predicted model, not a curated record.
AGAGUGGAACCUUUCCGGCUGGAGACUAGUAAGGUACUGUUUUGGCUUAUUAAUCAAAGACCGCCAUUGGGGCGAACCAUCUAUGAAGGUGUUAUUUUCAAUACCCUUUGUACCGUACAGUAUUGUUCACAUAGCUACAUACGGUAGAGCCUAGACACCUGUUGUACAGCCCGGCCAUUCAGUGAACACGUCCGGAUGCCUACUACGUCCUCCAUUGAAAAGACAAUUGUCUCCACUAAACUUAGACAAUGGAACAAGAAGGUCAUUUGGAUAUACAACAGGGCUUACCGUCGCAAACUGCGAACGAUCUCUUUGACUACGAUGUCGGUUUGGAUGAGAUACUGCAGCACACCCCAACCGAGUCAAACAUAAAUGCACCCAGGCCGUCCACUAUACCCGGCGAUACCGGGUUAGGUCUUGGACUUGAUGAAGAAGUCAAGGUUACUAGAAAACGACAGCCCGUUGCUAAAUUAGAUGAAGCACGGUUGCUGUCCCAAGCUGGUAUACCUAGGCUACGCCGCACAGCCAAACAGAAGUUGAAAUUCAAAGGAAAGGGACAUGAGUUUUCUGAUGCGGCACGCUUAUUACAGUUCUAUCAGUUGUGGCUUGAUGAUCUCUUCCCUCGUGCAAAGUUCGCUGAUGGACUAACUAUUAUCGAAAAACUCGGCCAUCAUAAACGUCUACAGGCUAUGCGCAGAGAGUGGAUAGAAGAGGAGAAACCAAAGGCCCACAUAGAUGAUACAACACAAGAUCUACAAGCAGAUCGAUCGAACUUGCCGAUUGCGAUAACCACUAGAAGUCAUCAUGCUAUGGAUGCUUAUAUAUCUUCAUCUCAUAGCGUUGGCCAUAGCAAAGUUGAUAAGGAACCAUCGGCCGAAAAAUCAGAUGUCCCUGCUCACGGAUUAUUCAUGCUUGAUGAUGACAAUACUCACCGCGCGAUCGCACGAGACGUUCCUGAGGAUGAUGACGAAUUGGAAACCCUUUUGAGAGAGCAGCAGUAUGAUGAUGCUACAACUAAGAAUUCCUUGGCCCUGGCUGAUUUGGACGCCGACGGUGAUGGAUUCGAAGCCAUGGAAGAAUUAAAUAUCUUAACUCCGACAUGAGCUAUGCCGUUCUGCAAUCGUUGUCAAGCAAUAAACCGCACAAGAACCUAGCAAUAUUGAAUCUCUAUCUAGGAAUAGCGCUGCGUGUCAUGGAGGCUGGUAAAUUUAAUGCGCACAUAGGAUAGGCCACAAUUCUUAACAUGCUACAAGUACCUAAUAAAAGAAUAUAAAGAACUUGACAUUUGACAGUAGUAGACAGCUUAUUAGACACAACUUGAAAAAGAGGGCACCAAAGAGUUUGGCUGGGAGGGGGAGGGAGGACGGGAUAAACGAAGAUAUAGAGGAAAAGUUGGUUGCGCAAGACGCCAAAGCUCCCAAAUAUCUCUAUAUACUACGUAUGACGCAAUAUGUAGAUGUUUAGUUCCUGUCUGGUGCUAGCGGCACAAUUGACU